UCCAGAUUUAAGGUUAUGGAAUAUGUAAGCUCUCUGAUGUAGUUCGAAAAUAGAAAAAAAUAUGAUCUUAAAUACGUACAAGGAUCAUUUAUCACUUUUACCGCAUCGAGCGUAGCGUCCUUAUGUUGCUCAGAAGAAGGCAGUUCUUCUAAAGUAUCUACAGAUCUCAAAACCUGGAUUUAUUUGAUGCUUUCCAAAGAUUAAACCAUCAUGGCAGUUUGGAAUGAUGGCUUUGACUUCCCCACAGAGCUCUGCAACAAACCACAAGCACUAGUUGGCAUAUCAGGCAUUGAUGUAGCAAAAAAUGUUUCUGAUCGUGAGGUUUGGGAAGCCCUGAGCAAUAACAGAGCUACAAACAGAGCACUCAUUAAUUUUAAGUUGUUAGGACCCCAACAUGGAUUUCCUCCAAUGAAACCCAAAAGAAAUACAUAUGACUGGUACAUUCCCAAAGGCAUCUUGAAACGAAACUGGAUUAUCAAGCAUCUUCAAGAGUUGCCUGCAGUUAAUGUUUUAUUCUUUCAUCUGGAUUGGGAUGAUCCAAAUUUUGCAGCUAAGAAACUUGACUGUGCUAAUAGGCUGCAAAGUAUACGUGGAGCCUUGAAGGGCAGACUAACACGGCUUGCCGUUGUUCUUAUCCAGAGAACUGCUCCUGUGGCUGGAGAGGACCCUUCUGCUGCAGAUAAGGCUAAUGCCCUCUGUACAGCUUGUGAAUUAAAUCCUAAAUGUUUGUUUGUUCUUCCACUAGGAGACCAUCUUCAAGGAUACAUUUUGAGACUGGAGAAGGCUUUUUUGGAGCUAGCCCAAGGCUAUUACCAUCAUGCUAUUCGAGCAGUCAAGUCACACAGAGACCAACUGAAUAAAACCACUCAGCAGUAUCUCAUGGUGCGGCACUUAUUUAAAAUAGGGUUUUUGUCAGAGCUGAAACAAGAUUCUCACAAUGCUCAUAAGAGUUACGCUCAAGCCUAUAGCCAGCUUUUGGAUUUACGAGUUGCUGAUACAAAUGCUAUGGAAGUAAAAACAGUUGCUGGGCUCAUUAAUUACAAAAUAUGUAGAAUUCUUUUCUUUCAAAGCAUGCCACGAGAUGCUAUUGCCCAAUUUAGAGCACACUCUGAGGCAUUUAAAAACCGUGAAGGCCACAAAGAUCUUGUCUUUGAACACUAUGGAUGGUUAGCAAAACAGUAUUGGGUAUUUGGAGAUUUAUUUGAUGAAGCAAUAAAGCAGGGUGUUCAAGCAGUGCAGACACAGCAUCCAGGAUUUUACUAUCAGCAAGCAGCACAAUUUGCAAUCCAGAGGAAGCAAUCAUGUGAACUGCUAUGCCAAAAUGUUACGACCUACCCAGAACCAGAUCCACUCACUGGUGUGGACACAUUAGAAUUUUUUGGACAGAGACCUUGGCGACCUGGAAGUUUAAGUGUGGAACCAAUUGAUCCUAACCGAGAAAGGGACGGAAUCCUAGCUUUACAGUUUAGGGAAAAAAUUGGUGUGAACCACUCAAGCCUCAUUAUUACUUUAUUUGGCAUAGCCAUUUCACAGUUUAAAGCUUUUCGCUGUCCACGGAUGAGAAGACAGCUACUAGUGCAGAUGGCAGAAGAAUAUUUUAGUGCUAAAGAUUAUGGGAAAGCACUCACUGUUUUGACUCACAUGCUAUGGGAUUAUCGGUCUGAGAAAUGGUGGAGAUUAUUGUCUGCUAUUCUACUGAGAGCAUUGGGCUGUGCCUAUUUAACUGCAGGACUCCAGGAUUAUGUGACAUUGUCUCUUGAAGCUUUAGGAGAUGCUGCUCAGCUCUCCCUUCAAGACAAGACAAGAAUUUUUCAAAAUCUCAAUAAAAUCUUGAAGAGGCAACUUCCUGAUCCAGAACCAGGAUUGUCAAACAUUGAUUUACCUCAUGCUAAAGACUUGUGGACUGCAAGCUGUGCAUCAGCAGAUCCUCCAUUUGUCACUGUGGAUAUGAGCAAUGUCGCAUCCUGUGUUGAAAGCAAGGCACGCUUCACAAGUACACAAUCACAUGUUGACAAACCUGUGUUGAUUGAAGUGUUUGUUAAAAGUGCCUGCCCACACUCAAUCAAGUUUUCAAAGUUACUGGUCACUGUAACAACGCCAAGCAUGAGCACAGAACUUCCUGCAUCAAUUAUGGGAGCCACUGAAGAUGAUCCCCUGUUAUUUGAAACAAAUACUGUUAAGGUAUUUCUGUGUCAGUUUAUUCCAGAUCAUCGAGAUGUAGGAAGUGAAAUUCAAAUUACUUCUAUUCUGUUACAUAUGGGCUCAGAAGGAGACCGAAAUAUUAUUUUGAGAUAUUCUUGUGUGAGCAACGAAUCUGGUGGAGCAGAUGAUGUCUGUCCUGAGCUGCAGCAUUUUAGACCGACUCCAAUCAAAUCAAUUAAUUUUGACAGUAUUCGUAUUCAGUCAACUACUCAUCUUGUACCACGGACUUCCCUACUUGAUGUGUCUAUUCAACACGACACUCCUGCUCUCCUUGGUGAAUGGUACAAGGUGCAUAUCGAAAUGCUGAACAACGAGCAAUACAACAUAUCAUCUCUGAGCCUUGAUAUAGCCCUGAUUCCAAGUGUGGAUGACCCACACCAGGAACUUACUACUCAGUUAUGCAAGGAUGUGUCAGGAGAAUUGGUCUCUCUCCCAAUGCAGUUGUUAAUUGGUGAUUUGGCUGUUAAUUCUAAAAAAGAAGUUUGUUUUUAUGUUAGAGCAUUGCGGUUGAACACACGCAAUCUUCUUAUUAAGGCAAAAUACUUGAUGCUUGAUGCGGCAUUGGGUAACAAUGCAGAGUCUUGGAACGCAAGUGAUAAAGUUGUUACUAUAUCAGUUGUAAAACCUUUUGAUGUUUUGACCAAAUUCGUAUCUUUACAACUUGAUCCUUUGACUAAAGGAGUUGCUCUUGAGCCUCUAAUUGCCAUGCCUCACACAGAGUGUCUAUCACCAUGGCCUAUAGUUAUUCAUAACUCAUCCUUUGAGCUGGCACCAAAUGUUAGUUUGGUUGAUGAAACAUUUAUUUCUCAACUUCAAGGUUUGGAAUUGCAAAAAGGAGAAAUGGCUGCAGAAGCUAGUGUACUCACUGUAAGUCAACCAAGUGAUCAGCCAGUUCAUGUGGGAACAUAUCAAUUGCAAUGGAGCAGAAAGGGUCAAGAGCAUAUGAUCACAAGUAGCACAGUAACUUUACCGACUCUGAGAGUGGAAAAUGCCCCCAUUUAUGUGGAAAUGGUUCUUCCUGCUCAUGGUUGGGUGAGAACACCAAUGGCAGUGUCAUAUCGCAUUCAUAAUCACACAUCUCGCUUGAUAGAUGUUGAUUUAAGUAUGGAAGCAAGUGAUGCCUUCAUGUUUGCUGGUCAUAAACAGCUACAACUGUGCCUAUUACCAGAAUCAGUUCGUACAUUGGACUACAAUUUGUAUCCCCUCUUGUCUGGGUUGGUAGCUUUGCCUCGACUAUGUCUCUCCCUAGUCAAAGAGGGCCAGUUAGAACUUCCACCCGCUGCUCUUGCAGAACUUCUCCAGCGUUGCUUACCGACUCAUGUCUAUGUUAUGCCGCAAGCAAAAGGAAAAUCUUCAAACUCUCAAAUACCAGUACCAUCAUAAAGAUAUUACCAAACUACUGCCUAAUAGUGAACAAUAAAAACUGUUAAAAGAAAAUAUUUUGGAGGAAUAUGAAUGUAACUUUGUGAUGAGGCAAAAAUCAUCACAAAAAUUUACUCCAAAAAAUAUGAAUUAUAUCAUUUUGUUACUAG
Molecule: messenger RNA, 3734 nt
Organism: Frankliniella occidentalis (western flower thrips)
Lineage: Eukaryota; Metazoa; Arthropoda; Insecta; Thysanoptera; Thripidae
Gene: gry
Product: trafficking protein particle complex subunit 11
Exons: 11
Coding region: 211-3585 (1124 amino acids)
Cellular component (GO): cytoplasm
Source: RefSeq, a predicted model, not a curated record